Molecule: messenger RNA, 3377 nt
Organism: Cucumis sativus (cucumber)
Lineage: Eukaryota; Viridiplantae; Streptophyta; Magnoliopsida; Cucurbitales; Cucurbitaceae
Product: chaperone protein ClpB4, mitochondrial
Exons: 10
Coding region: 139-3090 (983 amino acids)
Biological process (GO): protein refolding; cellular response to heat
Cellular component (GO): cytoplasm
Molecular function (GO): ATP binding; ATP hydrolysis activity
Source: RefSeq, a predicted model, not a curated record
AUUUUCUAGAAACUAUUUGUAGAAUGUUUUCAAGAACAAAGACGAGCGUUCUCCAAGCUUCCAUUACUCCAUCGUCAAGCUCUUUUCAUCAUUUUUCUCCCGCUGCCCUCUCCAACUGCGUCUCUUUGAUCGAAAAAAAUGGCGACCAGAAGAGUUUCGAAGCUCACCAGGUCUGCUUUAGCCGCCAUUGACGCCCCCAAGCUUCCUCAUUCUCGCUUUCUUCUUUCUCGUUCGCGUUCUUCAUCUUCUUCUCUCGAUAAUUUCAUCGCCCCUCUUUCUGUUGCCAAGAUUUUUGGUUCCAGACUCGUCGAUGGUUCUUCCAUGGCGUCGGCCAAGUAUUUGGCUACGAUUUUUACUCGGAAUUUCCACUCUACGCUUCCUUCUCGUUACUCUGCUACGGCUUCUUCUUCUCAGAUAAAUCAGACAGACUUCACUGAGAUGGCAUGGGAAGGCAUAGUUGGUGCAGUUGAUACUGCACGGGCGAACAAACAACAAGUUGUGGAGAGUGAACAUUUAAUGAAAGCACUUCUUGAACAGAAGGAUGGUUUAGCAAGAAGAAUAUUUUCUAAGGCUGGACUUGACAAUUCGUCAGUUUUGCAGGCUACAGUUGAUUUUAUAGCUCAACAACCAAAGGUAACGGGUGAAACUAGUGGUCCAAUAAUAGGCACACAUCUAGGCUUGAUUCUAGACAAUGCUCGGAAACAUAAAAAAGAAAUGGGAGACGAUUUUCUCUCUGUGGAACAUUUUGUGUUAGCCUUCCAUUCAGAUAAGAGAUUUGGACAGCAAUUAUUUAAGAACUUGCAACUUAGUGAAAAGGACUUGAAGGAUGCUGUUCAGGCCGUUCGUGGAAACCAGAGGGUGACUGAUCAAAAUCCUGAGGGAAAAUAUGAGGCUCUUGAUAAGUACGGGUCUGACUUAACUGAACUUGCUAGACGUGGUAAGCUCGAUCCAGUUAUAGGAAGAGAUGAUGAAAUACGGCGAUGUAUCCAAAUUCUAUCAAGGAGAACGAAAAACAAUCCCGUGAUCAUUGGUGAACCAGGUGUUGGGAAAACGGCAAUUGCUGAGGGAUUAGCUCAACGCAUUGUGCGUGGGGAUGUUCCAGAACCAUUGCUGAAUAGAAAGUUAAUAUCUCUGGACAUGGGUUCACUGGUUGCUGGUGCAAAAUAUCGUGGAGAUUUCGAGGAAAGAUUGAAGGCUGUGCUAAAGGAAGUCACUGCUUCAAAUGGACAAAUUAUCUUGUUCAUAGAUGAAAUUCAUACAGUUGUUGGUGCAGGGGCUACUGGUGGUGCUAUGGAUGCUGGCAACCUCUUGAAACCGAUGCUUGGUCGAGGUGAACUACGAUGUAUCGGUGCUACUACAUUAAAAGAGUAUAGAAAAUACAUUGAGAAAGAUCCUGCGCUUGAACGUAGAUUUCAGCAAGUGUUUUGUGGCGAACCAUCCGUUGAAGACACAAUUUCUAUUCUUCGUGGGUUACGAGAGCGAUAUGAGCUACAUCAUGGUGUAAAGAUAUCUGACAGUGCACUUGUUUCAGCUGCGGUUCUAGCAGGCAGAUACAUCACAGAACGGUUUUUGCCUGACAAAGCCAUUGAUCUUGUUGAUGAAGCUGCUGCAAAGUUGAAGAUGGAGAUUACCUCUAAGCCUACUGAGUUGGAUGAGAUUGACAGAGCUGUUCUGAAAUUGGAGAUGGAGAAGCUCUCCUUAAAAAAUGACACUGAUAAAGCCAGCAAAGAAAGGUUAAGCAAAUUAGAGCAAGAUCUGAGUUCACUUAAACAAAAGCAGAAAGAGUUGAAUGAACAAUGGGAUCGUGAGAAAUCUUUCAUGAACUGUAUACGAUCUAUCAAGGAAGAGAUUGAUAGAGUUAACCUCGAGAUGGAAGCGGCUGAAAGAGAAUUUGAUUUGAAUCGUGCUGCUGAACUCAAGUACGGAACUCUAAUAUCUCUUCGCCGGCAAUUAGAAGAGGCUGAAAAGAAUCUUGAGGACUUCCGAAAGUCUGGAAUUUCUUUGCUUCGUGAAGAGGUCACAGAUCUUGAUAUUGCUGAGAUUGUAAGCAAAUGGACGGGCAUACCUUUGUCCAACCUCCAACAAUCCGAGAGAGACAAGCUAGUUUUACUCGAACAAGUCCUCCAUCAGAGAGUUGUUGGUCAAGAUAUUGCAGUAAAAUCCGUUGCAGACGCUAUUCGACGUUCAAGAGCAGGACUCUCUGAUCCGAAUCGACCUAUAGCCAGCUUCAUGUUUAUGGGUCCAACUGGUGUGGGGAAAACUGAGCUUGCAAAAGCUUUGGCUGGGUAUCUUUUUAACACUGAAAAUGCUUUAGUUAGGAUUGAUAUGAGUGAAUACAUGGAGAAACAUGCAGUAUCUCGCUUGGUAGGGGCACCACCGGGUUAUGUUGGUUAUGAAGAAGGUGGCCAAUUGACUGAAGUUGUUCGUCGAAGGCCUUAUUCUGUGGUACUUUUUGAUGAGAUUGAAAAGGCACAUCAUGAUGUCUUCAACAUUUUGCUACAAUUGCUGGACGAUGGAAGGAUAACGGAUUCUCAAGGUCGAACUGUUAGUUUCACAAAUUGCGUCUUGAUAAUGACGUCAAAUAUUGGUUCUCACUACAUCCUUGAAACUCUUAGUAACACAAAAGACAGUAAAGAUGCAGUUUAUGAGUUGAUGAAAAAACAAGUUGUCGGAUUGGCAAGACAAACUUUUCGGCCAGAGUUCAUGAACCGAAUUGAUGAAUAUAUUGUCUUCCAACCUUUGGAUGCCACCCAGAUAUCCAAGAUUGUUGAGUUACAGAUAAAACGAUUAAGCGACAGACUUAAACAGAAGAACAUCAAUCUUCAUUACACUAAUGAAGCUCUUGAGCUUUUAGGGACGUUGGGAUUUGACCCUAAUUAUGGAGCAAGGCCAGUUAAAAGAGUAAUACAACAACUAGUAGAAAAUGAGAUAGCAAUGCGAGUUUUGAAAGGUGAUUUUCAAGAAGACGAUUCGAUUAUUCUCGACAUAGAUAGAUCUUCAUCUGCCAAAGACCUGCCUCCCCAAAAAAGAUUGUGCAUCAAGAAAGCAAACAACGACACUACCUCAGAGGCUAUGGUCGCCAACGAUUGAUUUCAAAUGCAAGAUUGUGUACUAUGGUAAAUAUUAGGUGAUAUAGUUUAGACUUUGUUGAUCUCUUUACACUCUUAACAUGUUGGAAUUUUGGGUAUGAGAAGUUUCAAUUACGAUUGAAACUUGAAAGAGGUCCACAAACCUACUUUUUUUUCCCUCACAACUAACAAAAAUUGUUUCUUUCAAAUCCAAAGAUGGCGAAAUAUAUGAACUGAAAUCAUACCAAUAUGGAUCCUGUCCUUUCUGAAUGCAGGGUCGAAUUUCACUGUAGACAUUUAAUUAUUGAA